UCUUAAACACAGCGACACCGGCAGCAGUCAACGCUGCCACUCUCAAAAGGCACCUGGCACUUUUUUUUAGAUGAUCCCACCCAUAUUCCCGAUAAGCAAGCGCAGAGAACGCGUAAAUAGCGAAGCGGUUUUGACUACUGAAAAGUUGAGCGAGUGGCACACAUCAGUGCCCGCCGUGGACUUUUGAUUAUUGCUCGCCACUACAAAAUCGGAAGGACUUACUAUAAACUCGGCAUACCGCAAAAAAAAAAAGAAAACUAAUGACUCUGAUCAACAAGCUUAUCGUGCUGGUGCUUUGAGCACGUAACAAACCUGAUUCGAAAACACUAACAUCACCUUUUUUUCUUUUAAAUAGCUUACUUUCUUCUCUAAAAUUGGCUCCUGUACAAACAGCCGCGUUGGAUCCUUCGGCGUACUGCGAGACUCCGGUAUACAACCCGGAUCUCUGCCCGAAUAUGAUAGCCGCUCAGGCAAAGUUGGUGUAUCACCUGAACAAAUACUACAACGAGAAAUGCCAGUCUCGGAAAGCGGCGAUCUCCAAGACGAUCAGGGAGGUGUGCAAGGUGGUGUCGGACGUCCUGAAGGAGGUUGAGGUGCAGGAGCCCCGAUUCAUUAGCUCCCUGAACGAAAUGGAAAACCGAUUUGAAGGUCUGGAGGUGAUUUCGCCGACCGAAUUCGAGGUGGUUCUCUACCUAAAUCAGAUGGGGGUGUUUAACUUCGUGGACGACGGCUCGCUGCCAGGCUGCGCUGUGUUGAAGCUCAGCGACGGUCGCAAGAGGAGUAUGUCCCUCUGGGUAGAGUUCAUCACAGCCUCUGGGUAUCUCUCGGCCCGCAAAAUCAGAUCGCGCUUUCAGACACUGGUGGCACAGGCGGUGGAUAAGUGCAGCUACAGAGAUGUGGUAAAGAUGGUCGCAGACACCAGCGAAGUGAAACUGCGCAUCAGAGACAGAUACGUAGUUCAAAUCACUCCGGCAUUCAAGUGCACUGGGAUAUGGCCGCGGAGCGCGGCGCACUGGCCCCUGCCGCACAUUCCCUGGCCGGGACCAAACAGAGUUGCAGAGGUCAAAGCCGAAGGUUUUAACCUUUUAUCUAAGGAAUGCUACUCUCUAAACGGGAAGCAAAGCUCGGCAGAGAGCGACGCCUGGGUUUUACAGUUCGCGGAGGCGGAGAACCGACUUCUCUUAGGAGGCUGCAGGAAGAAAUGCCUGUCCGUCCUGAAGACAUUGCGGGACCGUCACCUUGAACUCCCGGGACAGCCGCUCAACAACUACCACAUGAAAACUUUGGUCUCCUACGAGUGCGAAAAGCAUCCGCGGGAGUCGGACUGGGACGAGAACUGCCUCGGAGAUCGACUGAAUGGGAUUUUAUUACAGCUCAUCUCAUGCUUACAGUGCAGAAGGUGCCCGCAUUACUUUUUGCCCAACUUAGACCUUUUUCAGGGCAAGCCUCAUUCGGCCCUGGAGAACGCAGCCAAACAGACUUGGCGAUUGGCGAGAGAGAUUCUUACCAACCCCAAAAGCCUAGAAAAACUCUGAGGUGAAAAAUAGUGAUAUUAAUAAAGAUCGUUGCAAAUGCGAGAAAACGCCUCUCGAGCUAACCAGUGUUCAGAGGCCUAAAGGAUGGCGCUCUUAACGUAGGACGACACAAACAAAAAUAAGCACUACUGUUUGAUCCAUGUUUUGUAAAACGUAUACGAAAUAGCCUACGGAUUGUGAUUUACUAAAGAAUUUCAGAUGGCCUAUUAUGUAAAAAAAUGCCAUCGCUGCAAUUUGGGAGCAAUAUAUACCACCAGUCAAAACAACUAAAAUGGUAACUAUAAUUUUCAGUUCCUGGUAUCAGUAAUACACGUAUUUGGUAAUUAGAAUUAAAAUAAAUUCCGCGAAAGCCUUGGCAGAAUCUAACUGUACAUUUUUAUACUGUAUAAACGUACAUUAAUAGAUUGUGUUUCAAGUGGUCUGAAAUUGUGAAUGUUGUUUUGUGACACGUAAAUAGAAGUUCAUCUGUUUAUGGAAACCCAGACUUUUUCUGGUAGAAAAGAAAUCAACCUAAAGUAGAUCACAUCAAUAUUUUGCUUUGUCUAUUGUCAAUGGGAAGUGAGUCAUCUUCAAAAAGUUUACAUUCUGACGGUACUCUUUGUUCAUUUUUAAAACUUUCCAUAAAUAUACUUGAAUUCUAAUUUUACAUAUAUUCGAACAUUUUUGUUCUGAUUCUGCUUAUCAUUAAUGCCUGGAAAUAUAUAUAUAUAUAUAUUUGAGAAAAAUGCACUUGAGAUACACUGGAUAUAACAUUUUGUGACUUGAUUUUUUUUCCUGUUCCUGAAUUUAUUUAAAAAGCUAAUAAAAAUUCAAGCAUUAUUUGUGUCCCAAA
This is a messenger RNA of Brienomyrus brachyistius, 2367 nucleotides long. RefSeq names its product mab-21-like 1 (gene mab21l1). The transcript has a single exon. The coding region runs from base 456 to 1535 and encodes 359 amino acids. NCBI's taxonomy places the organism in Eukaryota, Metazoa, Chordata, Actinopteri, Osteoglossiformes, Mormyridae. The record is from RefSeq and is a predicted model, not a curated record.